Molecule: messenger RNA, 3217 nt
Organism: Dreissena polymorpha
Lineage: Eukaryota; Metazoa; Mollusca; Bivalvia; Myida; Dreissenidae
Product: iron-sulfur clusters transporter ABCB7, mitochondrial-like
Exons: 15
Coding region: 41-2167 (708 amino acids)
Biological process (GO): intracellular iron ion homeostasis; transmembrane transport
Cellular component (GO): mitochondrial inner membrane
Molecular function (GO): ATP hydrolysis activity; ABC-type transporter activity; ATP binding
Source: RefSeq, a predicted model, not a curated record
GUAGUUUCACUUCAAGGGAGGUUACUGUCAACAAACAAUUAUGGCACUGACAUAUCUCCUGAAAUGUCAACGUGCACCUUUUACUUCCAUUGACUUUUGCCUAAUUAAAAAUCAAUGUUACUUGGGUAAAACAUUCAGAUGCAUAUCAACGAGUCAUUUUGCUCAGAAUCAUGCAAAAUGCUCGAGCUGUCAUUGGGUAAAUCAAAAGAAAAAUGUCAAUGGACAGAGACAGUCAUUGUUCUUGAACAGGGUGCCGCCCCAUCAUGUCUUCACAAGGACCUGUCUCAACCCACCAUCAUCCAACCAUGCCCCUACAGGUCUCAAAGGGGUCCCCCACAAAGUGGGAGAUAGUGAGAUCAUUAAGACCAUGCUCCACUACCUGUGGCCGGCAGACAAGCCUGAGACCCGUAGGAGGGUGGUGUUGGCACUGGGUUUGCUCAUAUCAUCUAAGGCUGUCACAGUGUCUGUCCCAUUUAUCUUCAAACAUGCAGUGGACUUCCUCAAUGAUUCUGAGAACUGGUUGAAUCUUGAUAACCCAGCCUCAACCAUCAUCACAUCAGCCACAGCCAUUCUCAUUGCCUAUGGCAUUGGCCGCACUACAGCCAAUGCUUUCAACGAGUUGAAGAAUGCAGUUAUCGCUAAGGUCUCCCAGGACUCCAUGCGACGAGUGGCCAAGAGCGUGUUCCAGCACUUGCAUAACCUUGACCUAUCCUUCCAUCUCUCUAGACAAACUGGGGCCCUCUCAAAAGCUAUUGACAGGGGAAACAGGGGAAUAGAUUAUGUGUUGAGGUCAGUUGUGUUCAGUGUGGUACCAACCAUUCUAGAGGUGCUCAUGGUAACAGGCCUCCUGUGGUACAAGUGUGGCGCGGAGUUUGCAGAGGUCACAAUGGGCUGCAUCACAACCUACACCAUCUUCACCUUGGUUGUCACCCAAUGGAGGACAAAGAUUCGAGUGCAGAUGAACCAGGCUGAAGGAGAGGCAGGCAACAAGGCUAUAGACUCCCUCAUCAACUAUGAAACAGUCAAGUACUUCAAUAAUGAGAAGUAUGAGGCAGAGAGGUACGACAAAAUACUGGGUGUGUAUGAGCAGAAGUCUGUGAAAACCUUGACCAGUCUCGCCUGGCUGAACUGGGGUCAGAACUUCAUCUUCAGUGCAGGCCUCACUGCCAUCAUGGUCUUGGCUAGUCAGGGCAUCAUGGCAGGUACAAUGACAGUGGGGGAUCUGGUGAUGGUUAACGGGCUGCUGUUUCAGCUCUCCAUUCCCCUCAAUUUCAUUGGCUCACUGUAUCGGGAAGUGCGUCAGAGCUUGAUCGACAUGUCCACCAUGUUUGACCUUCUGAAGAUCAAGACAAAUAUUCCAAUCAAGCCAGAUGCCCAGAGUCUCCAGAUUGCCCCUUACAAGUCCACCAUUGUGUUCGAGAAUGUCAGUUUUGAGUACGUGAAGGGACAGAAGAUCCUGAACAAUCUCUCCUUCUCAGUCCCCUCCGGAAAGAAGGUGGCAAUUGUGGGCGGCAGUGGAUCCGGGAAGUCCACCAUUGUGAGACUCCUGUUCCGUUUCUAUGACCCACUGACCGGUAGAGUGCUCAUCAACAACCAGGAUGUACAGAGCGUGAACCUGGACAGUGUCAGGAAGGCAAUAGGUGUUGUGCCACAGGACUGUGUGCUGUUCCACGACACAGUCCACAACAAUAUCCUCUAUGGGGACCUCCUGAAGUCAAAAGAAGACGUCAUUAAUGCGGCCAAAAUGGCUGAAAUCCACAACACAAUCAUCACUCGAUUUCCCCAGCAGUAUGAGACUCAGGUUGGGGAGAGAGGACUAAAGCUGUCUGGUGGUGAAAAGCAAAGAGUUGCCAUUGCCCGUGCUAUAAUGAAAGAUCCGCCCAUAUUUGUGUAUGAUGAAGCUACCUCCUCCUUAGAUACAAUAACAGAACAGAACAUAUUGAAUGCUCUUCGAAGUGUGACCAAAGGUAGGACCACCCUUGUGAUAGCUCAUCGCCUUUCAACAGUUGUUGAUGCUGAUGAGAUCAUCGUGUUGGAAUGUGGGACAGUGGCAGAAAGAGGCACCCAUUUGGAACUCUUGGAGAAACCAGACAGCAUUUACAAAAAUUUAUGGGAAAAACAGCGUUAUGUUAAUGCCAAAAAUGAUAUCGCAAUUAAUAUUAAGUAAUUAUAUUACCAUGAAUAUUAAGUUAUGAUUUUAGACCAAUUUGUUUUCUCACAUAAUCUAAAUUGUUCGGCUGGGAAAAAAAAUCAAAUUUGUUGUAAUCCUCUGCCAAUGGCGGAGGGCUAUAGAAUUGGUAUUGUCGGUCAGUCUGUCUGUCAUUUUGUCCAUCAGUCUGUCACACAUUUUUUAUGGUUAAAUCUCUGAACCUAUAAAGGUAAAGGUAAAAGAUAAAGGCAUGCUUUUAUAGUCUGAUUACUCACUAUGAUUAAAUCGACUUUGACAUUUACCCCCUGAUCACUGGAAUUUAAGUCGUCCGUUUACAUAUGGCGCCAAAGGCAGCCACAGCACAUUGACUUAUUUUCCUCACAGGUACCCAUUUAUACACCUGGGUGGAGAGGAGCAAGCGUGGGAUUAAUUUUUUGCUCAGAAAAAUCCAGUGCCCUGAGCGGGAUUCGAACCAGGGACCUUCCGAUCCCUAUACCAGCAUCCUACCACUAGACCACUGUCCCCACAAAGUAUACAAGUAGUCAUAUAUAUGUCAAUAUGGAGAAGUGCUAUGCACAAGAACCAUAAGCAUUCGCUUUUGCCCAUUGUUAUAUCUUUCAUAUGACUUAGUUCAUUAACAUAAUGGAUAACUUAAUUUACACAUUUAUAAUUAAGGAAUAUAUUUUUCCUUUUACAAUUAAACAGAAUUAAAGUUAAGAAGAACUUAACAAAAUACUUUAGUGUUUAUGAGAAGUUAAAGGGACCUAUUAUUUUCUAAUACAUGUAGUUUAAUCGCAAAGAUUAAGGCAGAUUUCAUUCUUUCAAAUCACAUUGAUAGAAAUUGAUAUUUAUUCAAGCUCAUCAUGGCUGAUGCUUUAAAGUUACAAGUGAUGACAUUGGAUUGAAAUUAAAAAAGUAAGAUAUGUGAAUAUUUUCCUCUAAAGGUGAAUCCAGCCGCUCAACUCUCCUCAUGCUCAUUUGCAUUAACAAUAAGUUAGUAAUCUUUAUGAGGGAAUAUUUUGAUAUUGCAUUGAUUGUAUUGUAAAGCAAUAAAAAAUAUAUUAUGUA